Molecule: messenger RNA, 1352 nt
Organism: Syngnathus acus (greater pipefish)
Lineage: Eukaryota; Metazoa; Chordata; Actinopteri; Syngnathiformes; Syngnathidae
Exons: 2
Coding region: 335-1276 (313 amino acids)
Source: RefSeq, a predicted model, not a curated record
AUAUUAUAAUUGUCAUUAUUAUAUUACAUUAUAAUAUUUAUUAUUAUUAUAUUCAAUAUUGUAAAUAUGGUAUCUAUCGGCCAUCCUUGUCUGCACACCUGAUUAAGGUUUGAUGGUAGGUUUGAUUCUGGAACUGAUUAUUUGUAUUGCUAUUAUUUUCAUUGUUCUAAAAUUGGACCAAAACUAAGGUUGACCAGGGCCAUGUGUGUGUGAGCCUAGAGCUUCCACUGUACUGUCUUUCACAUGUGUUCACGCAGGAACCCAAUUGAAAUAGUCAUAGUGACUUUAAUUAUUCUUUUUCCGCAAAGCUUGCUGCCACUUCCGUGGUUUCCAGAUGACAGUGGAAUGUGGCAGAGGGUCGUUCUAUAAACAACAAACAACAGUUAUCUUGUUUGCCACCGUCUGUGUCAAGUGGCACACAAAGCCAAGCCCAGCAUCUGAGAGGCGUCUGCUCUUCUUUCUGCAUUUAGCCUUGUCCCUUUCAAUGGCUUAUAAAAGUGUGGAUGUGUGUGCACGCCCUCGGGUGUGGGUCUGUAUUCACAGCACAGCACAGUGCUUCUCUGUAUUGUAUGCUUCGGCUGGCGAGAAGAAAAAAGGCAGAAACAAGAGUGCGGGGGCAAAUGAGGAAGAGCUGCCAGCUCACUCGAGAACUGCGGGGAGUACCCCAAACCCCAGCUGCCCAGGACUGGCUGACAGUUUCAGGCCAGUGCCAACCAUCCUCAGGCUUCAAGGAGAUGGGCCAGACAAAGUGACCAAUAUGGACCAACCAGGAGUGAAUUCCAGCAUGAUAUCGUCACAGGGAGCAAAGGGAAGGCAGGGAAGUGGUUUUAGAAGAAAAAAAGCAAAUCCUGGUAUAAAUGUCUGCAUAGGUCGGUGGUGUUCUCAAUAUUCUCUCAACAUUACUGUGUCUUGCUGCCGAGGCACAAAGAAAUCAGUUGCGGCCAAACAUGUUUACUAUAAAUACAGUUGUAUUCGCAGCGGACGGCAGAUUUGGAGCUGCACUAUACGUAUAAAUUCAGAAUUAGUCAACCCCUGCAGAAUUGCUGUUUGGAGGAAGGUUUUUCAAAUUCCAAUAUUUUUCUUUUUUUCUUUUUCUGUGAUUUGUUCUCUUCAUUAUCCCCACAAUACUAGUAGAAAAGAUAUAGUGAAUGUUAAACAGCCUUUUUGGAAGAUUUUUAUUUUUUGCAAAGCAUUUCAAUGGGCUUCAAUUACCGUAUUUUCCGCACUAUACUUAAACUACGCGAACUUAAAAGCCUUAAACUUCCUCAAAUACUAACGAUGCAUCUUUUAAUAACGUGUGCCUUUUGUGUGGACCGAGUUCCAAAAUCUCUAAAUGUUGUUGUGUGGCUGCC